AUGAGUGAAUCAAAUGAAAAUGCUGCUGCAUCAUCAAAUAUUUGUCAGCCACGACAAUGUAUGGCACAAAACUACCUUCUCGUAUGGGUAGAUGGCAGCAUUGAUGAGACAAACAAGGACUGCCAAGAUACACUGGCUCAAUUGAAGAAUGUGAUCAACAACGUCAAAGUAUGCACGCAACCGGAUCAAUGCAUCCAAGUACUCAACCAAUUUGAUCGUGAAAGAGCCUUUGUUAUAACAUCAGGCUCAUUUGGCCAACAUUUAGUUCCUGAAAUCCAUGGCAUGCCCAAAUUAGAUGCUAUUUACAUCUUCUGUGGCGACAAAUCGAGACACCAAGGAUGGACACAAAACUGGACAAAAAUCAAAGGUGUCAGUACAAACGUCAAAGAAAUUUGCCAAGCAUUGCAAUUUGCUGUUAAGCAACGCGACCAGAACUCAAUUGCUAUAAGCUUUCUCCGAGUAAAUGAGAUGGCUUCAACUGAAAAUUUAAAUCAGUUGGAGCCAACUUUUAUGUAUACCCAAAUUUUGAAGGAUAAUCUUCUUGAUAUGCAACAUGGCGAACAGGCCGUCAAACAAUUUACUGCUUAUUGUCGAAAUAAUUAUUGCAUGUCGUUAACCAAUAUUAAUCGUUUUGAAAAAGAAUACCGUGCUGAAUUAGCUAUUUGGUGCAUCGAGCAAGACAAAGCUCUCGGACUUGCUUAUAGCGCGUCAGAAAACGUGGAUUUGAUUGGAAUUUUAUUUAUAAUGUCUAUUGAUCCUUGUAUAAAAUCAGCACCAUUUGCCUCCAUAAAAGAGAAGAGUUAUUUUGAGGAAGAAGAUGAAAUUCUCUUCUCAAUGCACACCGUCUUUCGCGUGGGUGCAAUUAAAGAAAUCGACAAUGAAAAUCAACUUUAUCAAGUUGAAUUUCAAUUAACUUCGAAUGAUGAUCCACAACUACGAUUACUUACUGAUCGAAUACGAGAAGAAGCUGUUGGUAAAACUGGAUGGGUAAGAUUGGCUAAUUUAUUGAUUAAAAUUGGUCAACCUAAUAAAGCCGAAGAACUUUAUAAUGCAUUAUUCGAACAGACAUCUAAUGAGGGUCAAAAAGCGGCUUAUUGCAAUCAGUUGGGGUAUCUCAAAGAUGAUCAGGGUGAUUAUGAAAAGGCUAUUUCGUACUACGAAAAAGAACUUGAACUUCAACAGAAAAAUCUUCCUCCAAAUCAUUUUUUGUUAGCCACUUCAUAUAACAACAUCGCUAGUAUGUAUCACAAGAUGGGAAACUAUUCGAAAGCACUUUCAUUUUUUAAAAACGAUCUUGAAAUUCAACAAAAAACUCUUCCAUUGAACCAUCCUCGUUUAGCUACUUCAUACAACAACAUCGGUAGUAUGUAUUACAAGAUGGGAGAGUAUUCGGCAGCACUCUCAUUUUACGAAAGAGCACUUGAAAUUCGACAGAAAACUCUUCCUGAAAAUCAUCCUGAUUUAGCGACUUCAUACAACAACAUCGGCAUGGUGUAUCACAAGAUCGAAGAGUACUCAAAAGCACUUUCAUUUCAUGAAAAAGCACUUGAAAUUAAACAACAAUCUCUACCUUCAAGUCAUCCUGAUUUUGCGACUUCAUACAACAACAUUGGUUUGGUGUAUAACAAGAUGGGAGAGUACUCGAAAGCGCUCUCGUUUCACGAGAAAGCACUUGAAAUUUAUCAAAAAACUCUUCCUUCAAAUCAUCCGGAUUUGGCUAAUUCAUACGCUAACAUCGGUAGUGUGUAUAACAGCACAGCAGAGUUUUCUAAAGCACUUACGUUUUUUGGAAAAGAGCUUGAAAUUCGACAAAAAUCUCUUUCUCCAAAUCAUUCUGAUUUAGCGACUUCAUACAACAACAUUGGUUUGGUGUAUCACAAGAUGGACGAGUACUCAAAAGCACCUCCAUUUCACGAAAAAGCACUUGAAAUUUGUCAAAAAAGUCUUCCUUUAAGUCAUCCUGAUUUAGUGACUUCAUACGACAACAUCGGUAUAGUGCAUCACAGGAUGGGAGAGUUUUCUAAAGCACUUUCAUUUUACGAAAAAGCACUUGAAAUUCGACAGAAAACUCUCCGUUUAAACCAUUCUGAUUUUGCGACUUCGUACAAUAACAUCGGUAGUCUGUAUGAGAGCACAGGAGAGUACUCGAAAGCACUUUCAUCUCACGAAAAAGCACUUGAAAUUUGUCAAAAAGCUGUUCCUUCGAAUCAUCUUCAUUUGGCACAGUCAUACAACAACAUCGGCAGUGUGUAUGACAGAAUGGGAGAAUACUCGAAAGCACUUCCUUCUCACGA
Molecule: messenger RNA, 2294 nt
Organism: Adineta steineri
Lineage: Eukaryota; Metazoa; Rotifera; Eurotatoria; Adinetida; Adinetidae
Source: the annotation of a GenBank genome assembly